Molecule: messenger RNA, 3276 nt
Organism: Pleuronectes platessa (European plaice)
Lineage: Eukaryota; Metazoa; Chordata; Actinopteri; Pleuronectiformes; Pleuronectidae
Exons: 11
Coding region: 37-2841 (934 amino acids)
Biological process (GO): regulation of translational fidelity
Cellular component (GO): cytoplasm
Molecular function (GO): nucleotidyltransferase activity; double-stranded RNA binding; tRNA binding
Source: RefSeq, a predicted model, not a curated record
CCUCUCAGGUUGCAGGUUUAUGUGGGGGAAUUUGUCAUGAACUCCUCCUCCCCACAGGAAAGUCUUAUUUAUGACAAACUUAACAUCCCUGUGUCAGAAGAGCAACACUUUGCCGGUCUGAGGAUCUUCACCAGUAAAACUGCAUUUGACAUCCACGACACAAUGGCGACAUCAGAUGGCUUUCCCGCCAGUUUCUAUGGCGAACCAGGGGUGUUGGGGAUGUUAUCCAAUGGGAUCAGUGCAUUCAUCGUACUUCUGCAGAACUUCAAUACAGCGCAUACUGGCAUUGCACCAGUGGGAGUGGAAAACAUACUUGCAGGUGUUCAUCUCAUCCUGAUCGGUGGUAUUUGCCAGUUGGUGGCUGGACUGCUUUCCUUCAGAAAAUAUGAUCAUCUGAGUGGCACCGCCUUCAUUGGCUAUGCUGCUCUUUGGGGCAGUUAUGGAGCAACUCGAAUCUACAUUGGCGCUUUAGCUGAACCUCCGACAUCAUCUAUCGUAUAUCAAACAAUGAAUAAUCUGUCUCAGUCCACUUACAUGAUGAGCAACAUGACUCUAAAUGCCACCACAGAGAUCCCAGUCAGCCAUUUAGGUCAGUCCAUGAAAGAGUCAGCGAUCGCUGGUCUGGUCCCCUUUAUCCUCCUGUCCUUCCUCCUAGCCUUCUGCUCUGCCACAGUCAACUACAUCAUGCCUUUUGUUUUUGGAGCCAUCACAGCCACCUUAGUUUUUGAAGCAGUGGGUCUAGUUGCAAGCACCUGGGCGCUCGUGGUCUCAGGGGUUCUCGAGUUGCUCAUUCUCAUUUUUGCAAUCUACGGUUCAGCUGCACUGCUAUUCAAAGGUCUCACCCAGCGUCUAGUGCUUAAAGGUUUUGGUACCCCUCUCUUCAAUGUUCUCCUGCUGGGAACCCCCAACUCUGGAAGUGUCCAGAGCAUUGGUCAAGAGAAGAAGAAAAACACAAAAUACGCAGAGCCCAUGGCCUUGGGUUUCUUCUGUGACACUGUUGCCCCCUUCAUCUUCGCUUUCUACGGUUUUGGGUAUGUUAAGUCAUUUGGCUUAGGAGCUGUAUGGGUCUCAAUCAUUUCAGUGGCCCAGCUGUUCUCAAGCUACUAUGCCCAUCUGCGCCAAGACUGCUACCACACAACCAAGUUUGGUCUUCAUGCUACAUAUUGGCUGAUCAAGGCUUGGGAUGAAUUUGUGGUAUCUGCUCUGACUGUAGAGAACAGUUUAUUGAUCUCAGGGAGGGAGGCGAUGGUGGGAAACUGGUUCUUUGUGGUGUCAGGCGUUGUGCUCUGCGUAGGAAGCCUGAACAUGGAUGUCCUGGAACUGAUCCACAACCUUCUCUUUGUCCUGCUCACAAUCUCAACAAUCCCCCAGAUACCUCUUCAGGCUUAUUACAUUUUCUUUGGUGUGGCUUGCUCCCUGUUCACCGCAGCCUCCCUGUAUGGGACCUUUGCACGUCUCAUCAACACAAUAGCAGAGAAGUCUCUCAUCCCUGUCGGCCCACAGCCCAUCUCCAGUGAGCGGCUACAGAAAACUUUGACGUGUGGCAGAUAUAAAGAUGGAAGACAGGAGGCACUGCCCCAAACAGACCAGGCCUCAGACGCCCUGUUCUACAUUUCAAAUGGAGUUGCAGCUCUCUCAGCUCUCCAUACAAGGUUGUCAAGCUCAAAUCCCUCUUUCCUCAAUCUGACUGUCCCUUGGGUCCUCAUCUCUGGAGCAAUAAUCCAGGCCUAUGUCAGCCGGCUGCAAGUUAUGGGAGGUGGCCGUUUUGGAUCUGUCAUUUCAUCCAGCUAUGUAGCAGUAUGGGCAACCUGGAGCUGGUUUAGGUUUGCAGGUGACCUCAUCCAACUUCCAAAAGAAGCAUCCUAUGGUUUUGCAGCAGGAGCCAUUGCCUUCCUGGUCAUUAACACUUUCCUCAUGCUGAUAGCUGCCUACAGGAACCUGGUUUUGCUGUUUUUAACAACAGUCAUGGAGGUUGUUCUGGUCUGUUUCCUGCUGUCCACACUGCAGCGACUGCCAUACCAACUAGAAAUCGCCAUGCUUGCACUACUGUCGAUCAUUUGUAUAUAUGGAGCUCUGGCAUCACUGGUCAACUGCAUCUUCUUCGGGAGACUGCUGCCUAUGGGCCCUUCCUUAUUAAAGGAGAAAGUGAAGGAGGAAUCUUCUCCUGAGCUACCCUGUACUGUUGCUAAUUCACGACUCACCAGUGGUCUCCUGAAGAUCGCUGGCCUUCUGGAGGAGGGCGGAGUUUGCGGUGUUCCCACAGAUACGGUCUAUGCCCUGGCGGCCUCCUGCAAGAAUCCUCUGGCCAUUGAGAAAAUCUACGGCAUUAAAGACAGACCAGCAGAGAAGCCCAUCUGUAUCUGCAUCUCUAGUGUGGAGCAGCUGGUAGCAGCCAGGCCUCCCUUCAGUCCUCUGCUCUGGGAGUUUAUGAGGAACGUGUAUCCUGGAGGCAUCAGCUGCAUCGUCAGCAAAGGAGACUGGCUGUAUAAACUCGGAGUGGGACCGGCUUAUGACCGUGUCGGCACCAAGGACAGCAUCAUGAUCCGUGUCCCAGACCACACUGUGAUCGUCCACCUGUGUGACAUCACCGGUCCCCUUGCCAUUACCUCAGCCAAUCCAAGUGGAGAAGCAGACAGCACCCACCACAGCAUGGUCAUCAAUCGACUUGGACACAAGAUCCAGGGAGUUCUUUGUGAUGGGGACUCUAAUGAAGUUGUUGCUUCUACUGUGGUUAACUGCCUGAAGAUUGAUGAAGGGACCAUCACCAUUGUAAGGGAAGGCUGUGUCCCUGCCAUUAAAGUUCAACACAUCUUUGAAAGAGUGAAAAAUACUAUGGUGUGAUCUUCACAUUCCUCAUAUCUCCUCUCACACCUGGAUCCCCAUGAGACCCUUUGUCUAUUCAACAAUCUCAGGACUUGACAAAAAGUAAAGUGAUCAUUUGUAGCUCAAAACAACUUACAUGGGCAGUUAUCAUUUAAGAAUCUCAGGUGACAAACCAUGACUUAGAUGAGAUCUCUCACAUUGUAUCAACCUGGGAAGAACUGUAAUAAGUUUAUAUUUAUGUUAGUUUAUUGAAUUAAAAAUGAAUUUGUGAAAUGACUUAGGAUUGAAUGAUACUGUAAUAAAUUAUUAAUGAGAAAAAGAAAAUGUAUCUUAUGUUACAAGGUAUUUUAAGCUCACCGUGUUUAUUCUAUAUCGUAUUAUAUUGUAUUGUGUUGUAUUGUACUUCACUGUGUACUGUUCUUAUGUGAAAUAAAGAGUGAAUUUGACUGGUAA